AUGGCAUCGGCCUCUCGCAGCUUCUCUCGCGCCCUGCGCACCGCGGCGCCUUCCUUCCGCACCACCGCCACCCGCUCCCCUGCCCGCUUUGUCGCUCCCGCACAGAAUGCCUUCCGCAGCCAGCGCCGCGGAUAUGCCUCGCAGGAAGACGGCCCUGACAAGCACGAGGGAAACCCCACGGGCCUAGCCUGGGGUGCCGGCGCUCUGCUUCUCGGUGCUGGUGUCUACAGCCUCUACACGUACAAGCCCGAGUUGUUCGGCCAGGCCAGCACCAAGGUCUUCACCCCCCGAUUUGAGGACUACCAGAAGGUCUACGACGAGAUUGCCAAGCGGCUGCAGGAGUUCGACGAGUACGACGACGGCAGCUACGGCCCUGUGCUGCUGCGUUUGGCAUGGCACGCUUCGGGAACCUACGACAAGCAGACUGGCACUGGUGGCUCCAACGGCGCCACCAUGCGCUUUGCCCCCGAGAGUGACCACGGUGCCAAUGCUGGUCUCAAGGCUGCCCGUGACUUCCUCGAGCCCGUCAAGCAGGCUUUCCCAUGGAUCACCUACUCCGACCUGUGGAUCCUCGGCGGUGUCUGCGCCAUCCAAGAGAUGCAGGGCCCCAAGAUUCCUUACCGCGCUGGCCGCAACGACCGUGACGUCUCCUUCUGCACGCCCGACGGCCGCUUGCCCGAUGCCAGCAAGGAUGGCAGCCACAUCCGUGCCAUCUUUGGUCGUAUGGGCUUCGAUGAUCGUGCCAUGGUUGCUCUGUCUGGUGCCCACGCCCUCGGCCGCUGCCACACUGACCGCUCGGGCUACGACGGUCCCUGGACCUUCUCCCCAACUACCCUGACCAACGACUACUACAAGCUCCUCCUAGAGGAGAAGUGGCAGUACAAGAAGUGGAACGGCCCCAAGCAGUUUGAGGAUGUCAAGACCAAGAGCCUCAUGAUGCUGCCCACAGACAUGGAGCUUGUCAAGGACAAGGGCUUCAGGCAAUACACCAACUUGUAUGCCAAGGACAACGAUGCUUUCUUCAAGGACUUUGCCGACGCAGUUUGCACACUGUUCGAGCUUGGUGUGCCAUUCCAGCACCCAGAGGACCAGCGAUGGGUCUUCAAGAGCUCUUUUGACUGA
Messenger RNA from Exserohilum turcica Et28A, 1122 nucleotides. RefSeq lists its product as uncharacterized. The coding region runs from base 1 to 1122 and encodes 373 amino acids. Gene Ontology annotation, biological process: cellular response to oxidative stress; hydrogen peroxide catabolic process; response to reactive oxygen species. Lineage: Eukaryota; Fungi; Ascomycota; Dothideomycetes; Pleosporales; Pleosporaceae. The record is from RefSeq and is a predicted model, not a curated record. The transcript is spliced from 2 exons. Gene Ontology annotation, molecular function: heme binding; peroxidase activity.